UCAUCAGACACCAGGCACAUCGGUGACCUGCAGGUACGUCCAGGGCCCCGGGCGCGCGGCCGCCGGCCUGCGGAGGGAGGCGCCCACGGCCUCCUGCGGCGGCGCGUCCGGGGCCCCCGCGCCCGGAGCUGCGGGAGCGCGAGCUGAGCCCGCGGCGGGAAGGACCCCGCUUGUCCCCUUCCUUCACCCUGCCGCCUCUUCCUGGGGAGCUUCCUAACCAUCUCUGACGGUUAAAGGGGUGCCUCUCCCGCUUCCUGUCCCGCCCGCGUGAAUUCAGGGGUCGCACGCCGGGGCCGCCCGCGCCCCGCGCGCCUCGGGCCCGAACCGCGGAGCGCGCAUGCGCACGGCCCCGCUCCCAGCCCCCACUGCGCGCGCGCCCGCGCCCGCCGCCCCCAACGCGGCCCGCCGGGCCAUGGCACCCGCCGAGGCCGGCGCGGUUCUGGUCCUCCCGUUCGCUCGCUCGGGCGCCUUCCCCCCGUGAGGCCCGCGGGCGCUCGGCCCGGGCUCGGCGCCCGCCCGUCUUCACCGCUCGGCCGGGCGCGCGCCGCGCCCCCGCGGCCGUUCCCCGCGCGUGCGCGCUCCGGCGGGUGCAUGUGCGCGAGUGUGUGCGCGGCCGAGGGCUGGGCCGCCGCCGCCGCCGACGAUGCCGCGGGGCCGCCCCCCGAAGCCCAGGGAGAGCCAGGCGCGCGGCGACACCGAUGGAAUUUUAACAUUGAAUGCGGAGAACACUAAUUAUGCCUAUCAAGUUCCAAGCUUCCAUAAGUGUGAAAUCUGUCUGCUGUCUUUUCCAAAAGAGUCCCAGUUUCAACGCCACAUGAAGGACCACGAGCGAAAUGACAAGCCACAUCGAUGUGACCAGUGCCCCCAAACAUUUAAUGUUGAAUUCAACCUGACCCUUCAUAAGUGCACCCACAAUGGGGAGGACCCCACCUGUCCUGUGUGUAACAAGAAAUUCUCCAGAGUGGCGAGCCUCAAAGCGCACAUCAUGCUGCACGAGAAGGAAGAGAACCUCAUCUGCUCUGAGUGUGGGGAUGAGUUCACGCUGCAGAGCCAGCUGGCUGUGCACAUGGAGGAGCACCGGCAGGAGCUGGCGGGGCGGCGGGCCCGGGCCUGCAGGGCCUGCGGCGGCGAGUUCGAGACACCGUCGCAGCUGAAGGAGCACGUGAAGACUCAUUGCAAGACUAGGGUGUCAAGUACAAGGUCAUACAAUCGGAACAUCGACAGGAGUGGAUUCACAUACUCAUGCCCACACUGUGGAAAGACGUUUCAAAAGCCGAGUCAGUUAACUCGGCAUAUUAGGAUACAUACAGGUGAAAGGCCAUUUAAAUGCAGUGAAUGUGGAAAAGCUUUUAACCAGAAGGGGGCCUUGCAGACGCACAUGGUUAAGCACACGGGUGAAAAGCCCCACGCCUGUGCCUUCUGUCCUGCUGCCUUUUCUCAGAAAGGGAACCUCCAGUCACAUGUGCAGAGGGUUCACUCGGAGGUCAAGAACGGCCCUACAUAUAAUUGUACAGAAUGUAGCUGUGUAUUUAAAAGUUUAGGUAGCUUAAACACGCAUAUCAGCAAGAUGCAUAUGGGUGGGCCACAGAGUUCAGCAAGCUCUACAGAGACUGCUCACAUUUUAACGGCCACGCUGUUUCAGACUUUACCUCUUCAACAGACGGAAGCCCAAGUCACGUCAGCCUCGAGUGAGCAGAACUCACAGGCAGUGACCGACGUCAUCCAGCAGCUCCUGGGGCUCUCGGAGCCGGGGCCCGGGGAGCCCAGCCAGGCCCCCCAGCCGGGCCAGCAGCUGAGCAUCGCCGUGGGGGUCAGCCAGGACAUUCUGCAGCAAGCCUUAGAAAACAGUGGGCUGUCUUCAAUUCCAGCUGCAGCUCACCCGCGCGACUCUGGCCGCGCCAAGCCUUCUGUGGUGCAGGCUCAGCACCCAGACGUGCCCAGCGUUCCAAGUGAGCAGACCGAGCCAGGUGCGGAGCCAGAAAAAGAACAGGAAGGCCAAGAGAAGCCGGAAAAGAAGGAAAAAAAGAUCAUAAAGAAGAAAUCACCAUUUCUACCUGGCUCAAUCCGCGAGGAGAAUGGCGUCCGAUGGCACGUGUGCCCCUACUGCACCAAGGGGUUCCGGAAGCCCAGUGACCUGGUUCGUCACAUCCGCAUUCACACCCAUGAGAAGCCCUUCAAGUGCCCACAGUGUUUCCGGGCCUUUGCGGUAAAGAGCACUCUGACCGCCCACAUCAAAACGCACACGGGCAUCAAGGCCUUCAAGUGCCAGUACUGCAUGAAGAGUUUUUCCACCUCGGGGAGCCUGAAAGUGCACAUUCGCCUCCACACAGGAGUCAGGCCUUUUGCUUGUCCUCACUGUGACAAAAAAUUUCGAACUUCAGGCCAUAGGAAGACUCACAUUGCUUCCCACUUUAAACACACGGAGUUAAGAAAGAUGCGGCAUCAGCGUAAACCUGCCAAGGUCCGUGUCGGCAAGGCACAUGUUCCAGUCCCUGACAUUCCUUUGCAAGAGCCAAUUCUUAUAACUGACGUAGGUCUUAUCCAGCCCAUUCCAAGAAACCAGUUUUUUCAAAGCUAUUUUAAUAAUAAUUUUGUAAAUGAAGCAGAUAGACCAUACAAGUGUUUUUACUGUCAUCGUGCAUAUAAAAAAUCUUGCCACCUUAAACAACACAUCAGAUCACAUACAGGUGAAAAGCCUUUUAAAUGUUCUCAGUGUGGAAGAGGCUUUGUUUCUGCAGGAGUGCUCAAAGCCCACAUCCGAACACACUCUGGACUAAAGUCUUUCAAGUGUCCGAUAUGUAAUGGAGCUUUCACUACUGGUGGGAGCUUACGGCGGCAUAUGGGUAUCCAUAAUGACCUUCGUCCCUAUAUGUGUCCCUAUUGCCAGAAAACAUUUAAGACCUCACUAAAUUGCAAAAAGCACAUGAAAACCCAUAGAUACGAGCUUGCCCAGCAGCUCCAGCAGCACCAGCAAGCUGUCUCCGUGGACAGCAGCGCCGUGGACCAGCAGAGCAUGCACGUUUCCGCGCAGAUGCAGGUGGAGAUCGAGAGCAACGAGCUGCAGCAGACUGCCGAGGCGGUCGCUGCGAACCCGGUGGCCAUGCUGGGCCUGGAGCCGCAGCAUGGCGUGGGCACCGGAGAGUCGGGACUUGGCCCGCAGUUGACAGAGCAGCCCUUGGAAGCAGAUGAAGAGAGGUUUGUGGCUCCACAGCAUGCGCUGCAAGGGCACAUGGACCACUUUGAGGAGCAGGCCCCUCCCCCGCAGCCCUUCGAACCGGCCGGCUUACCGCAGGGUUUUACAGUGACUGACACAUACAACCAACAGACUCAGUUUCCACCUGUCCAGCAGUUACAAGAUUCCAGUACGCUAGAAUCCCAGGCCCUCUCCACGAGCUUCCACCAGCAGAACUUGCUCCAGGUGCCCUGCUCUGACACGGUUAAUGUAACAACUCGCUUGAUUCAAGAGUCAUCCCAAGAGGAACUGGACCUGCAGACUCAACGGCCCCAGUUCCUGGAGGACGGGGAAGACCAGAGCCGGCGCUCCUACAGAUGUGACUAUUGCCACAAAGGCUUCAAGAAGUCCAGCCACCUGAAGCAGCACGUGCGCUCACACACCGGGGAGAAGCCCUACAAGUGCAAGCUCUGUGGCCGUGGCUUUGUCUCCUCCGGGGUCCUCAAGUCCCACGAGAAGACACACACAGGAGUGAAGGCAUUCAGCUGCAGCGUCUGCCACGCGUCGUUCACGACCAACGGCAGCCUCACCAGGCACAUGGCGACGCACAUGAGCAUGAAGCCCUACAAAUGCCCGUUCUGUGCGCAGGGCUUCCGCACCACAGUCCACUGUAAGAAGCACAUGAAGAGGCAUGAGCCAGGGCCCUCCACCGGGCUGGCCAGCGGAGAGGCGGAAGGAGGAGAUGUGUGUGUGGAGGAAGAGGAAGAAAAUUCCGAAAGAAGCGCAUCUAGAAAGGCCCGUGCCGAGGUCAUCACCUUCACAGAGGAGGAGACCGCGCAGUUGGCCAAAAUCCGGCCACAGGAGAGUGCUACCGUGUCCGAGCGGGUCCUCGUGCAGUCGGCCGCCGAGAAGGACCGCAUCAGCGAGAUGAAGGACCGGCACGCGGAGCUGGAGGCCGAGCCCAAGUACGCCAACUGCUGCUCCUACUGCCCCAAGAGCUUCAAGAAGCCCAGCGACUUAGUGAGGCAUGUUCGAAUCCACACUGGAGAAAAGCCAUAUAAGUGCGAUGAAUGUGGGAAGAGCUUCACUGUCAAAUCCACACUGGAUUGCCAUGUGAAGACGCACACAGGUCAGAAACUCUUCAGCUGCCACGUGUGCAGCAAUGCCUUCUCCACGAAGGGAAGCCUGAAAGUGCACAUGCGUCUGCACACGGGAGCAAAGCCUUUCAAGUGUCCCCACUGCGAGUUACGCUUCCGUACGUCUGGACGGAGGAAGACUCACAUGCAAUUUCAUUACAAACCAGACCCGAAGAAAGCCAGGAAACCGGUGGCCCGAAGCUCACCAGAGGGUCUCCAGCCUGCCAGCCUCCUCAGCUCGUCCUCCGCGGACCCUAACGUGUUCAUCAUGAACAGCUCUGUGCUGACGGGGCAGCUGGACCAGGGUCUGCUUCAACAGGGGCUGGUGAGCCAGGCUCUGCUCCCCGCGCCCGUGGCAGCUGGUGGCGACUGGACGGUGUCCUUGACGGACGGAAGCGUGACCACUCUGGAAGGCAUACAGUUACAGUUAGCUGCCAACUUGCUUGGACCAAAUGUUCAAAUUUCCGGAAUCGAUGCCUCCAGCAUCAAUAACAUCACGUUACAGAUCGAUCCAAGCGUCUUGCAGCAAACAUUCCAGCAGAGCAACUUGCUUGCUCAGCAGCUGACAGGGGAGCCCGGCCCGGCCCCGCAGAACGGCGCUGCUCAGGCAGCAGACGGUACGGUCCCAGCCAGCGUCGUCAUCCAGCCCGUCUCAGGCCUGUCCUUACAGCCCACGGGGACAUCUGCCAACCUGACCGUAGGCCCUCUGUCUGAGCAGGACUCCGCGCUGAGCUCCAGCAGCAAUGGGACCCAAGACCUCUCUCAAGCGAUGACCUCCCAAGGCCUGGUGUCUACCUCCAGUGGCCCCCACGAGAUCACUCUGACCAUCAACAACUCCAGCCUGAGCCAGGUCUUGGCUCAGGCCGCGGGACCCACGGCUGCGGCGUCCUCCGGGCCUCCCCAGGAAAUCACCCUGACCAUCUCUGAGCUUAACACUACGGCGGGGAGCCUCCCUUCCAGCACCCCGCUGUCUCCGUCUGCCCUGUCUGCGCAGAACCUGCUCGUGUCUCCGUCAGCAGUGGGGGCAGAUGCCAGCGUCACGCUGACCCUGGCCGACACUCAGGGCCUGCUCUCCGGGGGACUGGACACCGUCACGCUCAACAUCGCCCCUCAGGGCCAGCAAUUCCCAGCCUUACUCACAGACUCCUCUCUCUCCGGCCAAGGGGGUACAGGUUCACCCCAAGUCAUCUUCUUGAGCCACACCCCACAGCCAUCAUCUGCUUGUGAAGAAAUCACCUACCAGGUAGCUGACGUCCCUACCAGCCUGGGCCCGACUGGCCAGCCUGAGAAGGAGGGCCGGCUGCACCAGUGCUUGGAGUGUGGCCGCACCUGCUCGUCGGCCGCUGUGCUCUUGCACCACAGCAGGGAGGUGCAUGGCCGGGAGCGCAUCCACGUCUGCCCCAUGUGCCGGAAGGCCUUCAAGCGCGCCACUCACCUCAAGGAGCACAUGCAGACCCAUCAAGCCGGUCCUUCCUUAAGCUCUCAGAAGCCCAGGGUGUUCAAGUGUGACACUUGUGAGAAAGCGUUCGCCAAGCCGAGCCAGCUGGAGCGGCACAGCCGCAUCCACACAGGUGAGCGGCCGUUCCCCUGCACCCUGUGCGAGAAGGCCUUCAACCAGAAGAGCGCCCUGCAGGUGCACAUGAAGAAACACACCGGGGAGCGGCCCUACAAGUGCGACCACUGCGCCAUGGGCUUCACGCAGAAGAGCAACAUGAGGCUCCACGUGAAGCGGGCCCACCGCCACGCAGGAGCUUUGCAAGACUCCGCCGGCCACCAGGAGCAGGGACGGGAGGAGCUGAGCCGGACCCUUCAGCUGGAGGAGGUGGUGCCGGAGUCGGCAGGCGAGUGGCAGGCCCUGGCCAAUGUGUUCUGACGCUGCCUGACGGCACCUGGAGACCCCGUGUCUGCAGUACAUGUUGUGAAGAACAAAGCACUUGGAAUUUCUGUUUUGAAGCUUCAAGUGUUAAAAAUGUUAUCACAAUAGUUUUUAGCUAUAAAAUUAUCUAAAGAAUCAUCGUCUUUUAGAGACCUACAGGAAAAACUGGGGAAGACGUCAGUGCGGCGUCUCCUCUGCAAAUCCGAGCUCAGGUACUGCAGUGGGCGGGCCUCCUGCCCUGCGGCCAUGUGUCUGGUGUAAGAGAGGUUGACUGGAUCCUUCGGCCACUGUAGUGUGAUUUCUUUGUAUUAGCAAAGACAAAAAUAACAUGGAAAAGUUAAGAUAGAUUUUCCUUCAUGCUUUCUGUUAUAAGAAGCAUAGCUUAUAAAACAAACAUAAGAUAGGUGCGUGAAGUUCAGAAAAAAUACUAGAACACAGAGAAGUCUUUCCAUUUUUUUCUCUGUGCAUUUUGAAAUUAGAACUUGACUCUUUUUAGUCUACCAUAAGUUAAUAUAACUAAUUAUCUUGAGAGAUGGCUGGACCAAUUCUCUCUCCACUGCAGAUCACCUAGUCUUUAGUUACAAGAAUGCAGCGUCUGGGGCAUAACCAAGGGCAGUUGUGACCCUGACAUACAGGUGCGGACCCAGCUGUCUGCACUGGACGAUGCCACCGUCAUUUAGGAAAUCAGUGUUCAGGUACUUGGGUUAGAUUUUUUCAGAAAGCACAAGCCAUACAUUACGACUAGGAAGAACAGAAUUGCCUCCUAGGAACAAAGUGACUACGGCCCUGCCCACCCAGUGAUUAAGAAUUAUAUACGCGGUUGAAGGAUGAGAAACCCAUACAAGCCCCAUGAUUUUCUCUUCAUGCGUAAGCAGGUGUAUUUUUUAUUUCAGGGAAUUCUUUGAUACCAUCAGUGGUGCCACAGUAAACUUGUCCCAGACCAGACCCCACCCCAUGCUGGGUCGGGGUGUGCGUGUUCCUACAGCAUUCCAAAGAUGGAAAGUCCUUUAUUUCAUGUGAAUUUCUCCUUUGAAAUUAUUUAUAUGUUCUAUAUAUAAAUACAUGUGUACAUAUUCAGAUAUAUGGGCCUCUGUGUGGCCGAACAGUAUAUUUUGUGAAUAUAAGCACUAGCCCGGCUACAGAGCCAGCACUGGUGUCUCCCUCCCUCUGAGCGCUUCAGAUCAGUAUUGUAUUCAUUUUCUUAAUAAAUGGAUAUCUUUUUCAUUGUAACAUGAAGCUGGGUUGUUUUUUGUUCUCUUUUUGUUUUCCUGAAGAACAAUCGCCUUUAUUUUCUCCGGCUGCCUCCUUGGUCUCAGGAGAGGGCGGUGCUGUGACCGGCAUGUGGACUGUGUGUAUUAAGGGAGGAGCUCAUCGGGAUUCCUGAAGAAAGAGACAUUUCACUCUUAUUUUUUGAGAGGGCAUCUUUGGAUUCAAAAUUUUUGUUGUUCACUUUGGCAUAUGUAUAUAAAUAAUAUUUGUGAUAUAAAAACUUGUUAUGUAAAAAUAUUUAAGUCAGAGAACUGUUAAAUAAUAUUUCUUUUUUCAAACUGCUUUGUGUAUUGUAUAUUUUUUUAAGGAACAAAGCCUUAUUUGACUUAUUCUUGUGAUACUGGAUUUAUUUUAUAUCCUGAAGUUUUCUCUGAAUGUCAGUGUGUAUACCUGGCUGUAGUCAGUAUGUUCAGAAUAACUGUAAUUGUGCCAGAGUUUUAAAAGUUCUGCUUCUAAUGCACUUUUCUUUUAUAAUUUUGUAUUAAAAAAUUUUAGAAAUAUUGAUGAAUUUUGGUGAACAAAUAUCCCCAAAGUUGAAAUUACUAAAAUUAAAAAAAAAUUAUUUGUCCUUGCUAGGUUAUUUAUUUUGGUUGUAGCAUUAAGUAUCAUCUCAGGAGAGUCUCUAAAAGGGAUUUAAUUCCUAAUUGUACAGAAAGCAUAGUUUAGUGAACUCUAUUGGUGACUGCCUGUUUAAGGCCUUACCAAGUGAAUCUAAAGCCAACUUUUAUUUUGGUUGAAAGAAAAGGAAAAAAAAAUCAGUGAUCCAUUUUGUGAGUUUUCUUCCUUUAUUAGCAAACGUGAGACAUUAAUGUAUUAUUUCAAUUUACUUCCUAAUCAUAAAAGUUGCUGCUUUGCAAAACAUUUCUUGAGGGUGUAAGGUUUUGUAAAGACAUGAUUUCGCUUGAACCUUUGGUGGAGUACAGAUUGUUCUUUGUAUUUCACUCAUUGAUUAAAAAGUCUGAUGAGAUUUCUGGCCUCCUGCAUAAGCAGAGUGCUGAGGAUUAGAUAACUAUUUUUAGAAAUACCUCAUCAUAGCGUAUCUGCUUUGUAAUAAUAAU
Molecule: messenger RNA, 8511 nt
Organism: Manis javanica (Malayan pangolin)
Lineage: Eukaryota; Metazoa; Chordata; Mammalia; Pholidota; Manidae
Gene: ZNF236
Product: zinc finger protein 236
Biological process (GO): regulation of transcription by RNA polymerase II
Cellular component (GO): nucleus
Molecular function (GO): DNA-binding transcription factor activity, RNA polymerase II-specific; RNA polymerase II cis-regulatory region sequence-specific DNA binding
Source: RefSeq, a predicted model, not a curated record